GGUUUGACAGUUCGCGCUUUUCACAUGACGCCGGGCUAUAUUUGUUGAUAUUCUGAAACUCACAAAAGCCGUUCGGCGUGUAUUGCAGAAUUUCGGUUAGUUUUUAGUGUAUUUAAUAAACGUGAUAGCGUUUUUCCAUACCGUGAGCACAUUAGCACUAUGUCCGACAAUGAACAGAACGUGUACGCCAAGCGGACAAAGACGAUUCACUAUGGCUCGCUGGAGGAAUCGGAUCGUUGGCAUGUGGACCGCAAGGAUAACGACACGGAUGGUUCGGGAAAGAACGACUACAGUCAGCUUACCUCGUCAGACUACAUGACCUUAGAUGAAGAUGUCGCCAAAGAGAAAGCAGCACUUCUAGAGGAAUUCGAACGAAGGAAAAAGGCACGACUAAUUCACGUCAGCACGGACGAUGGGGAGGUGAAGAGUGCUCUGCGGAAGCUAAACGAACCAAUAUGUUACUUCGGUGAAGGUCCUGCCGACAGGCGAUUACGAUUGAAAGAACUCCUAUCGGCACUGGGCGAAAAAGGCUUACCGGCAGCAAAACCGACUAAAGAAGAGGAGAAACCGAAAAGCCAGCAAAAGGAAACGAACGAAUCCACCUGGUACCAUGAGGGACCGGAAAGCUUGAGAUUGGCAAGGUUCUGGAUAGCGAACUACUCGUUAGCCCGUGCCAAGAAGCGGUUGGAAGAGGCAAGCGAAAAAAUGCGUCAACAUUCGGCCACCAAGGCCGGACGUAUGGUGGAGCUGCAGAAAAGAAUUCAACAACUUGCGCCACAAUGCAGCCAGGUGGGCGAUACGCGACCAAUCACCGGGUGCAGCAUAAAUGAGGAUUCUACGCUACUACUGACCUGCAGCUUGAGCUCCCUGUGUAAAGUUUGGUCCGUUCCUGAUUGCACUCUGAAGCAGACGCUCCGUGGGCACAAGUUCAACGUAAGUGAUGUGGCCUUCCGGCCGGGUGUUGCCAACGAUAGUAAAUCGGAAGUAGCGAUGGCUUCUUGUAGCUUCGACGGAUCAGUUAAACUAUGGUCGUACGACAGUGAAGAAUCGAUUGCCGACAUCAACGGACACGUGCCGCACCGGGUGGCGAAACUUGCAUUCCAUCCCUCUGGACGGUUCCUGGGAACGGCCUGUUACGAUGCUUCCUGGAGGUUGUGGGACUUAGAGCAGAAGCAGGAGGUACUGCACCAGGAAGGACACACAAAAGCUGUGCAUUGCAUCGCUUUUCAGGUGGACGGUAGUGUAUGCGUCACUGGUGGAUUGGACGGUUUUGGCAGAGUAUGGGAUCUUCGAACCGGCAGAUGUAUCAUGUUUCUGGAGGGCCAUCUCAGUGCUAUUUACGGUGUAGAUUUUUCCCCCAAUGGUUAUCACAUUGCAUCCGGUAGCCAGGACAAUUCGUGUAAGAUUUGGGAUUUACGAAGACGGCAAAUGGUGUACACAAUCCCGGCGCACACUAAUCUUAUAUCGGAUGUGAAGUAUCAGAAAAAUGGUGGCAAUUUUCUGGUUACAAGUAGUUACGAUAAAACGGCAAAGAUUUGGUCGGACAAAACAUGGCAGCCGUUGAAGACUCUCUCCGGCCAUGAUGGUCGUCUCGUUGGGGUGGAUAUUUCGCAUGAUUCUCAGUACAUAGUGACUGCAUCGUACGAUCGCACGUUUAAACUCUGGGCAUGGGACUAAAUCAACUAAAUC
Messenger RNA from Anopheles funestus (African malaria mosquito), 1689 nucleotides. It is a transcript of the gene U4-U6-60K, whose product is annotated as U4/U6 small nuclear ribonucleoprotein Prp4. Lineage: Eukaryota; Metazoa; Arthropoda; Insecta; Diptera; Culicidae. Gene Ontology annotation, cellular component: U4/U6 x U5 tri-snRNP complex. Bases 160 to 1677 code for a protein of 505 amino acids. Gene Ontology annotation, molecular function: U4 snRNA binding; U6 snRNA binding; protein binding. The transcript has 7 exons. The record is from RefSeq and is a predicted model, not a curated record. Gene Ontology annotation, biological process: mRNA splicing, via spliceosome.